CUUUCGUUGCUCUUUAUUAAAGGCUACGAGGUUUUAAAGCACUGCACUAAAAUGGCUGGCAGGGAAGAAACUCAAGGGCUUUUAGAUGAAAAUGGGCAUGAUGCUGGAAACCGACGGCGGAUGUCCCCGUUUUGUGACCCGAAUCAUUUAUUACACCGAAUUGUUGUCCUUGUUUUCAUGUGUUUUUUAGGAUUCGGAAGCUACUUCUGUUAUGACAAUCCUGCUGCUCUUCAGAAACAAGUCAUCCAGGAUAUGCAGUUAAACACCUCCAAAUUCAUGCAGCUUUAUGCCUGGUACUCAUGGCCUAAUGUAUUUCUCUGUUUCCUGGGAGGAUUUUUGUUGGACAGGGUGUUUGGCAUAAGGAUGGGGACAGUCAUCUUUGCACUCUUUGUGUGUAUUGGACAGGUCAUAUUUGCCAUGGGUGCUUUGGUCAACCAUUUCUGGUUGAUGGAAUUGGGGCGCUUUGUUUUCGGUAUUGGAGGAGAGUCUUUGGCUGUGGCUCAGAACACAUAUGCUGUGAACUGGUUCAAAGGGAAGGAGCUUAACCUGGUAUUCGGCCUGCAGCUCAGCAUGGCGAGAGUGGGCAGUACAGUGAACAUGAACAUCAUGAGCUGGGUGUAUGAUCAAAUGACGAACUUGCUGGGCCACACUGGCCCCUUCACUCUCGGAGUUGCACUCAUGAUCGCGGCCUCGACGUGUGUCUUCUCUCUGAUCUGUGCUCUGCUAUUGGCCUACUUUGACAAGCGGGCAGAGAGGAUACUGAAAAAGGAACAGGGAAAGACUGGUGAAGUGAUCAAGUUGAAGGAUGUAAAGGACUUCCCUUUCCAACUGUGGAUGAUCUUCAUCAUCUGUGUGGGAUAUUAUGUGGCCAUCUUCCCCUUUAUUGGCUUGGGACAGGUUUUCUUCAUUGAGAAGUUUAACUUCACUCCGACCCAGGCAAGAGCAAUAAACAGCAUUGUGUACAUCAUCUCAGCUCCAGCAUCCCCUGUGUUGGGUUUCAUGGUGGAUAAAACAGGCAAGAACAUCACGUGGGUUCUGUGUGCCGUGGUCACCACACUGAUUGCUCAUAUGAUGUUGGCUUUCACCUUCUGGAACCCCUGGUUUGCUAUGGUCCUUUUGGGUCUGUCAUAUUCACUGUUGGCCUGUGCUCUCUGGCCAAUGGUGGCCUUUGUAGUGCCAGAACACCAACUGGGAACAGCAUAUGGAUUUAUGCAGUCCAUACAGAACCUGGGUUUGGCACUUAUCUCCAUGGCAGCAGGAGCUAUUCUCGACAGCAAGGGUUACCUCUUCCUGGAGGUGUUCUUCUGUGCAUGCAUAUGCUUGGCUGUGAUAGCAGUGGUGAUGCUUUACUUUGCGGACCUUGUCCGAUGUGGAGAACUGAAUCUUUCAGCCUCGGCCCGAGCCAAACUCCAGAAGAGCUUGUCUGCUGAGUCAGAGUGAUAGCUGUUCAGUCCACUGGCUCCACCCUUCCUGCUGUGAUCUGUCUCACUGGACAACUCACCCUGUCAAUCACCCACCAAUGGGCAUUUCUGCACUACUUACUCUUCUUCAUCACACUGACCAGACUAAUCCCAACACACUGGUAUAGGGCUGUCUCAAAUAGCCUUCUCCCCCCAGAUAGAACUUUUUAAUAAUCAAUGUGUUCACAUUGGGAUUGGUAUAUUGUACAGGUUGAAAGGAGGAUGGGAUCGAUUUGGCUGGUUGGGUCAUGCCAGAGAGGACGUCUCGCCACUCUCUUAACUCCACCUCAGGGCAGCUGGCACUGUCAUGGACCCCUUUUAAAAUACCACUUCCUUUUUACUCUUAUCAUUUAGGGCCAGUUCUUUCCACAGACUUUUGCACUGGUGAAUCUUCACCCACUGGGAAAACUUACUGGGAUGUAGCUUAUGCUUUAUCUGUUCACAGAUUCACAACACCCUACAUUUUGUUACCUCACCCCCUGUGAGAAGCUAUGUUGUGGCACUUCCUAACUUUUUACAUGACCUCACUUGACUGAGUCUGGUAUUUUAUGGUUUUAUCUUUUUUUUAAGACUUACAAACAAAUCAUCUUUUUUUAAAAAUCUUCAACCUGUGGUGUAUUGCUGUCAAACAGUUUUUCAAAUAAUUUUAAAUAUAAAUAGUCACCUUACAAUUGCAUGUAGUGAAGUAAUCAUCAUGUUUGUAUCUUUUCCACAGUAUUUAGUCUCUGCAUUAUAAUCUACAUGGUAUUCAUCAAGAAAAUUGGAUUUGGUUUUAUAACUACAAAUAAUAUGACUGAAAUUAUACAAGGUUUAUAAUGUAGCUUUUUAUUUUUAUCUUUUUAAUUGGAGUCCAAAAGAUUUCUAGCAUAUCAGCAGUCGUUUAAAUAUUUCAGACCAUGGCCGUUUGUCAUUUUAGGGAUUUUUUAAAAAAAAAAUAUUUUUUCCAUUUGUGCAUCAUUGAAAUUACAAAGCAAAGUAAGUAUCAUAGUCUUUGUCUUCAUGUGUACAUAUACUUAUUAUUGACCCAAUUGCAUUUCAAUCAAAUGCAGGCCAAUUGUUAACGUUAACAGCAAAUAUGCUUCAAAAUGUUUGAUCUCUGCAUAUAUGCACAGUUUGAAUAUACUUUUGUUGAUUAACCUUAUAGGACUUAGGAGCUUGGCAAAGUGUUCCAGUACUGGUUUUACCAUGUUUUUGUAAAGUUAGGUGCACAAAGGGAGGAUAUAUAUUAUAUUAUAUUAUAUUAUAUUAUAUUAUAUUAUAUUAUAUUAUAUUAUAUUAUAUUAUAUUAUAUUAUAUUAUAUUAUAUUAUAUUAUAUUAUAUAUGAUUUUUUUUUUUUUUUUUUUUUAAAUGGGCACACUGCUUUGCCAAAAACACAUUGUGCUUGGUGUUUUGUACAAUCCAUUUCCUUCACACUUAUUGCUUUACUAACUAGCAAGCAGAAGGACGUAAUAAAGAUAAAUCAGCCUUCAUGAUGGAUGUAAUAGUAUUUAAUAUCUUAAACAACUUCAUCCAUCUUAAAUGCGGUAGUGGCUUCUGGAAAGUUUCCUCUCCUGAAGUCUACUUAAUUACUUGCUAAGAAACUAGUGUGUUCUAGGGGGAAAUAGCACGGGGAAGUCAAUGUGGGUGUGUUAAGAACAGUAAUGGAAUGUGAUUUUUUUUUUUUUUUUUUUUAAUUUUUUUUAAAGUUCUUUAUCCCACCCCCCCACCACCAAAUCAAUCCAUGUAUCCAAGAUGUUCUGUCAUGUUCGCUUUGGAAUCUGACGAAGAAACUUUGAUUUAAAAAAAAAAAAAUUUAAGAGUAGCAACUGGUUUGCCUUUAUUAGUAAAAGUGUAGUGUACUUCUAAACAAUCAAUUAGUGUCUUUCGCAUCCUAAUGAGUAGGAUUACUUUGCCAUUGAGACAGUAAUCUUGGAUCAAAACUCUUUUUGGCUUAACACUAAUCGUUGACAACGAACUUCUUUUUGCCUCGUAGUAUAAUGAUGAAUGCCCAAACCACUGACUGAGGAAUAAUAAUGGGUUAUUUUGAAACUUGUCAGUAGUCCACUUGGGAUUGAGCUUUUAUCUUGCUGUUAAUCAUUUAAUAUGGAAACGAGUUACUGCAGUAGGAACUGUCUAAUAACUCUGAUUAAAGACCUUUUUGUGAAAUGUUUGUAAGGAUGAGGGGCUCCCUAUUGGCAAAAAUUAAACCGUCUGAUCUAAUGUUAGAUGUUGAGUGAUGUUCAUGGCUCCCCCUGAAACUCAUUGCCUCAGGAAGAGGGUCUGGAUUAGAACUUUCAACUUUUUAUAUUCAAAAGUUGCCUCGAGUUUGAUCUAGAGAAAUGCAAUUAGGCUUAUUUUUGUACUGUAUAAACUCGUGGUUGGAAGAACAAAUAAAAGAUAAAGUGAUUUUGCA
Molecule: messenger RNA, 3853 nt
Organism: Ictalurus punctatus (channel catfish)
Lineage: Eukaryota; Metazoa; Chordata; Actinopteri; Siluriformes; Ictaluridae
Gene: mfsd1
Product: major facilitator superfamily domain containing 1
Exons: 16
Coding region: 52-1440 (462 amino acids)
Biological process (GO): transmembrane transport
Cellular component (GO): lysosome
Molecular function (GO): transmembrane transporter activity
Source: RefSeq, a predicted model, not a curated record